Molecule: messenger RNA, 2567 nt
Organism: Oncorhynchus mykiss (rainbow trout)
Lineage: Eukaryota; Metazoa; Chordata; Actinopteri; Salmoniformes; Salmonidae
Gene: cfap418
Product: cilia and flagella associated protein 418
Cellular component (GO): cytosol
Source: RefSeq, a predicted model, not a curated record
AAAAAAUGGUUACCAAUGUAAUUUGAGUUUUGCUAAAACACAAUAUCAGUCAGUGUCUGAUAUAUUUGUAAUUUUAUGUUGGCUAUUACCGGUUUUUGUCUCCAAUAAUAUCAGCAGUUGUCGUGGCCGAGUGGUUAAGGCGAUGGACUAGAAAUCCAUUGGGAUCUUCCCGCGCAGGUUCGAAUCCUGCCGACAACGUGAUUUUUUCUCCUGUGAUUGGUAAUGCCCAGGCGUUUACAUUGUAUCAUAGAUAGCCAGUAUCUUGUAUCACUACACAUAAAUCGCUAGCUACACGGUAUCAAUCUUUACCUACUUGAAAUGAGGUUACGCCUGUCAAUCAAGCACUCCUGUUCAUGACAACAGUCAAUAAGCAGCAGUACCCUGAAGCUAUGGCGGACGAUUUGGACGAAUUGCUAGAUGAGGUUGAAACAAAGUUCUGUCGCAAUGUUUCAUUGACGCCACAACUUCAAGCUCCCUCAGAUUUAUCGACGGCUGGGAAAUGUUUAACGCAAACUGGGAAAGAAAGAAAACACUGCACCACUGACGAUACACCCAGAAAAACGGACAGCGAAGAUAUAGAUGCCCUUCUCGAGGACAUACUUGACGAUGAUUUCGAUUCCCUUGCGCUAAACACUGGACAGCUUCCUAAAAUGACGAAGACAUUGCCACAGUCCACAAGAAAGUGCUGCCCAGUUUUCCUUGGUGGAAGCUCCAUUGCAAAUGGUGUAGGAACAGCUGUUUCACAAAGGUCGUGUGAUCAGCUGAGAUGUAUCUCCUGUGACUUUCGGGUGGCCAUGUUUGACGAUCAUGAAUGGGACCCCUCUUGUGAUUACCUCUUCUUCAGGAACAACAUGCCAGACUGUCAGAAGCUGCGGGCUAAGCUGAGGAGAAGAAAAGGGGCGCGGGCGUACGCCUGCCAGUGUAGCUGGCACUCUGCUCGAGACCUCAACGACCUGAGAGAACAGCACCAGCUCAAGUGGGUCUGUGGGAAGCAUGAAUGGAGAAGCGAAGGUGGUUAAGACCGUUGGGCCAGUAACCGAAAGGUCGCUGGUUUGAAUCCACACGCUAACGAGGUGAGAAAAAAAAUAUGUCUGCGCUCUUGAGCAAGGCAAUUAAACAUAAUUGCUCCUGUUUGUCUUUCUGGAUAAUAACAACUGCUAAUAUGUAAAUGACUCUGUUUUAUAGUUCUCACUUCACUGCUAUGUUUGAUGAAAUGCUAGUAAUUUGUUAUGUCAUCGUAGUCACUGUCAGAAAGAGACUGGUCCGGGUCUUCUUUCACAGUAGCAUCACCAAUCCCCUCUUCAUCUUGGACUUCUAUGUUCUCAUAAAGCUCAGAGGAAGAUGAGCUGCUUGAAUCUUCUGUAUAAAGGAUUCACAUUACCAUUUACAUACAUCCACAAUAAGCUACAUGUUUUCAGCAAUUUGCAUCUACAAUACCUUCAGAAAGUAUUUACACCCAUUGACUUUUUCCAUAUUAUGUUGUUACACAGCCUUAAUUUAAAAUGGAUUAAAUUUAGAUUUUGUGUCACUGGCCUACACACAAUACCCCAUAAUGUCAAAGUGGAAUUAUGUUUGUAGCAACAGUAUGUGCAAUAAUAGUGUUCAACAUGAUGUUUGAAUGACUACCACACGCAAUUAUCUGUAAGGUCCCUCAGUAAAGCAGUGAACUUCAAACCGAUUCAACUUCAAAGACAUUCAAGGUUUCCCAUUGCCUCGUAAAGAAGGGCACCUAUUGGUAGAUGGGGAAAAAUAAAAAAGCACACAUGGAAUAUCCCUUUGAGAAUAGUGAAGUUUUUCAUGACACUUUGGAUGGUGUAUCAAUAUACCCAGUCACUACAAAGAUACAUCCUUCCUACUCAGUUGCCGAAGAGGAAGGAAACCGCUAAGGGAUUUCACCAUGAGGCCAAUGGUAACUUUAAAACAGUUACAGAGUUUAAUGACUGUGAUGGGAGAAAAUUGAGGAUAGAUUAACAACAUACUCCACAAUACUAACCUAAAUGGGGGAAAAAAGGAAACCUGUACAGAAUAAAUAUAUUUCAAAACAUGCAUCCUGUUUGCAAUAAGGCACUAAAGUAAAACUGCAAAACAUGUGACAAAGAAAUUAACUUUAUGUCCUAAAUACAGAGUGUUAUGUUUGGGAUAAAUCCAACACUUCACUGAGUACCACUCUUCAUUUUGUCAAGUAUGGUGGUUGCAUCAUGUUAAGGGUAUGCUUGUCAUCAGCAAGGAGUAGAGAGUUUUUUAGGAUAAAAAUAAACAGAAUUGAGCCAAGCACAGGCAAAAUACUAGAGGAAAACCUGGUUCAGUCUGCUUUUCAAUAGACACAGGGAGACAAAUUCACCUUUCAGCAGGACAAAAACCUAAAACACAAGGCAAAAUAUACAUUGGCCUAGUUAAAGUUUUGAUUUAAAUUGGCUUAAAUAUAUGGCAUGACUUGGAAAUUGUCACACCCUGAUCUGUUUCACCUAUCCGUGUGCUUGUCUCCACCCCCUCCAGGUGUCACCCAUCUUCCCCUGGGUAUUUAAACUUGUGUUUUCUGUCUGUCUGUUGUCAGUUUGUCUUGUAUG